AUGGCCGACCCCUCACGCAACAAUCGCCUCCCAUCCCACCAGCGGCAGCAGCAGCCGUUGCACCUACACGUCCAGCACGUCUCACGCCCAAAUGAAGAUGUCGACAUCGAGCGACUUCUCUCGUCAACAUUCUAUCCAGGCGCAGCCUCCAACUAUAACCACAGUGGUCCUUCGCCAUCCAAUAGUGCAGGCACAGGCACCGUCUUCCUCGAAGACGACGACGCCGACUCCUUUGAGCAGAACGACGACGACGCCGAGUCUCCCGAUAGCAAUAACAAGACCACAAGGAAUAAAGGCAAAGCGACCCCCGGGCAAGGGAAAGCCGCGGGCGCGAAACGCAAACCUGGUGAUAAUGAAGGCCCUGGCGAGCGUCGUCGGAAGCAAAUCCGCGAAGCGCAGCGCGCGUACCGCCAACGCAAGAUAUCACAGACGGCCUACCUCGAGGAGCGCGUAAAGCAGCUCGAGAGCGCUAUCGAGAACAUGAGCACCGUCGUGCUCUCCUUUAGCGAGGAGCUCAUUGGCUCCAACAUUCUAUCCUGCCAGAGCGAGCUAACGAGCCGUCUACGCGAUGCCCUGUCCACGUGCCUCACACUUGUCCGGGAGACUGGUGGCAAUGCGGAGCCGGAGAGCGCCGGGGCGUCUAGCAUGGCCCUUGUGCCUACCGCGCCACCCUCCAUCCCACAUUCUGUGCCCAACAAGCCUACCGGCAUCAAGAACAUAUUCGGCAACAAGCCGUACCCGGACAUGAACACCAGCAUGACCGUCGCCGCCUUCAUGGACAUGCUAGCUACGUCGGCCGUCUACUACGGCUACCUGGCACUUGCCGACCCGACGCUCUCGACCACCCGCCUACACCGCCACUUUGGCCUUCCGCUGCAGCUCAUGAGCCGCGACAAGCUGCUGUCCUUCUUUUCCGCACUCUUCCAGUCAAGGCUCUGCCGGAGCAACGAAAGUAAUGCCAUCCAGUCCAAGCCCGGCAUGCCCUUCUUCAGCAUCGGCGGCGCCGGCACCCACUACUCCCCCGCCCUCCUCACUUCAGCUGCCGGUGUAGGUGUUAGUGGCGGCAGCGGUGUUGAUGGUGGUGGUGGUGGCAGCAGCGGUGCAUCUGUGCCACUCUCGCUGCCUUGGGCCAACACAGCGAAUCAGUGCUCGACGUGGACGGUCCGCAACAACGCCUGGACCGUCCCCAUGGAUCCUUCCAACGUGCCAGCCAACCUACAGGAGCGCUUCGAGGGUGACUGGUUUGACAUGCAGGACCUAGAGCUCUACCUCCUUGAGAGGGGCGUCAGCCUGCGGAUGAAACCCAACAAGGAGUCACACGGCGAUGUAAACGUUCCGUUAUUUCUACGAGGUUUAAUGUUGAAUUCGACUUGCCUGGGUCAGUCUCCUGGGUUCCGGCGUCAAGACGUCGAGGUGGCACUGAACGCCGCCCAGGUCGGGCCACAGGCGUAG
Molecule: messenger RNA, 1452 nt
Organism: Cordyceps fumosorosea ARSEF 2679
Lineage: Eukaryota; Fungi; Ascomycota; Sordariomycetes; Hypocreales; Cordycipitaceae
Product: vesicular-fusion protein SEC18
Exons: 4
Coding region: 1-1452 (483 amino acids)
Biological process (GO): regulation of DNA-templated transcription
Molecular function (GO): DNA-binding transcription factor activity
Source: RefSeq, a predicted model, not a curated record